This is a messenger RNA of Telopea speciosissima, 1228 nucleotides long. RefSeq names its product tRNA N(3)-methylcytidine methyltransferase METTL6. The record is from RefSeq and is a predicted model, not a curated record. The transcript is spliced from 8 exons. NCBI's taxonomy places the organism in Eukaryota, Viridiplantae, Streptophyta, Magnoliopsida, Proteales, Proteaceae. The coding region runs from base 55 to 1017 and encodes 320 amino acids.
UAAGUUCAGUCAGUGCCAUCUCCUCCACAUUGCUUCAGUUUCAGGGAAAAUAAAAUGAGCGAAGAAGAAACGAAGUACUUCUCUAAAGAUUUCGAGUGGGAAGAAGUAAGAGAAGAGGUAGAGAAGAAUUUGUCACUCCGGUAUCAUCUUGUCCCUUUCGAAUCCUCCACUCCUCUCUCAUCACCAUCUUCGUCUCUCGCCAACCAAUCCGAAGCAUGGAAGAGUUUUCAUAAUCGUCACUCUUCAGGGAGAUUCUUCAAGGAAAGGCGGUAUUUAUUGAAGGAAUUCCCAGAACUACUUAGCUUUCAUGAAUAUUCAAAGGUAUUGGAGGUGGGGUGCGGGAAUGGGAGCACCGUUCUGCCCAUUUUACGUGGAAAGCAGAGCAGUGCUGUUUAUGCUUGUGAUUGCAGUAAGGAGGCUCUUGAUAGGGCUAAGGAGAUGAUAGAUGCAGCUGAUGGAAUCUUAAUCAAGGAUAGAUUCCAUCCAUUUGUUUGUGAUUUUUCUCGAAAUGGAUUUCCAAAGUGGUUGGUUUGCGAUUCUUGCCGAAGAGAUUCUCUGCAAAAGCAUCGUGAUUUCUUAUCAGAUGGAAAUAAGAGUGAAGGAAUGGAGUUGAACAAGUUAUCCUCCAACAAAGAUCAUUGUUGCAUUGGUGUAUUGGAUUUUGUUACCUUGAUAUUCACAUUAUCUUCCUUGCCGUUCCAAAAGAUGCCAACAGCCCUGGAAGAAUGCAUUUCUGUUUUAAAGCCUGGUGGACUGCUCUUAUUUAGGGAUUAUGGCCUUUAUGACAUGACUAUGCUUCGAUUUCCGCUGGAACAGAGAGUGGGGUUCAGAGAGUACAUGCGUUCUGAUGGCACUCUUUCUAGUUUCUUCUGUUUGGAUACCGUGAGGGACCUCUUUGUAGGUGCAGGCUUCAUUGUGCUUGAACUUGAAUACUGUUGCAUCAAAUCUGUGAAUCGGCAAAAUGGGAAGCAGAUGCGAAGAGUUUGGGUUCAUGGAAAGUUCCAGAAGCCACUUUAAACCCUAAUGUCAACAUAUUUCCAUUGAAGCAUUGCUGAAGAGAUAAUGUGUAUCUGGUAGUGGCUUUAGCAUGUGCAUCUUUGUCACUUUUAGGGAGUUUAGUAUGAUGCACUGGAAAGCCAUUAUCUAAUUUCCAAUCAUCUUAAAGUUAUUAAACUAGCAUUUCUUCAGCUUAUGUUAGCAUAUAUACAUUUGGCUCCAUAUUGGAAGG